AUGGAUCUCUCCACCCCAGUUGAUAGCAACUUUACGACGGCACUGCCAAAGGUUGAGACUACGACUGACAACGUGCUGACCCAGCAACCUAGCUUCUUCCACGUCUUCUCGAGACUCAUCUACCAGCUCUGCGACGACCUGGACAGUCUCGCGUACGCCACCAACUCCGUCCUCGAGGACUUCCUCACCGAUGGAGUCCGAUACCUCGAGCUGCGAACAAUUCCACGCGCAUCGCCAAGCUCCAACAUAACCAGAGAAGCGUAUCUCACCACAGUCCUCGACACCAUCGCACAGUUCCGCUCAAGAUCAACCCAAAUGUCCGUUUACCUGAUCCUCGCCCUCGACCGCGGCAAAACAACCCCCGCCGAGGCCCUCGAAAUCAUCAACCUCGCCAUCGCCAACAAGCCGCGCGGGGUCGUGGGCGUCGAUCUGUGCGGCAACCCGACGCAAGGCGAUGUCACGAUCUACCGAGAUGCGUUCGCCCGGGCCAAGGCCCACGGGCUCGGCGUCACGCUACACUUUGCCGAGACACCGACUUCAGGAGCACCGAGUGAGCUGGACGCCCUGCUUUCCUUCCAGCCAGACCGGCUGGGCCACGUCAUCCACGUGCCAAAUGAUGUGAAGCAGGAGAUUGCGAGGCGAAAGCUUGGGCUGGAGCUGUGCAUGUCGUGUAAUGUGCAUGCGAAGUUGAUCAAUGGAGGCUUCUUGGACCAUCAUUUCGGGGAGUGGAGGCAGACAGACUGUCCGAUUGCGUUGUGUACGGAUGAUGUGGGCUUCUUUUGCAGUUCUGUCUCGAACGAGUACCUCCUUGCGGCUGAGCACUUUGGUGUUGGCCGUGCUGAGAUGCUGCGUAUGUGCGCGAAGUCGGUGGAUAUGAUAUUUGGGGGAGAACAGGAGAAGAAGAGGCUUCGUGAGAUUCUGAGGCGUUUCGAAGAGGAAAGAGCGACAGUGGGUUAG
This is a messenger RNA of Penicillium canariense, 957 nucleotides long. Its product is annotated as putative adenosine deaminase. Gene Ontology annotation, molecular function: adenosine deaminase activity. The record is from RefSeq and is a predicted model, not a curated record. NCBI's taxonomy places the organism in Eukaryota, Fungi, Ascomycota, Eurotiomycetes, Eurotiales, Aspergillaceae. The coding region runs from base 1 to 957 and encodes 318 amino acids. The transcript has 3 exons. Gene Ontology annotation, biological process: inosine biosynthetic process; adenosine catabolic process.